AUGGCCCCUCAUCGUCCUCGGCGCGUCAAUGCCGAUGCUCCUAUUGAAUCACUCCAUGGUUAUUCAGGCCUUACUCAACCCCACCAUCACCACCACCACCUCAACAACACCGAAGGCUCACCCUGCUCUUGCUGCUCAGGCGGCGGCCAUCAUGGCUGCGGAUGCGGUUGUGCGGGGUGCUGGUGUCGACUUGGGCAUCAUUUCAAGGAUGACUCGAAUCGCGAGACCUACGGAGGCCAAGGUGGUGGCCACGGUGGUGCUGGUGGCAUGCCCAGCCCAGCCGUCGGCCGGCCCAGACACGUCUCGAGAUUCGACGAGUCUGCUUCGUCAUUUCAGUCCUCUGGGCCCUCCUUGAGCACCGGUGGCUUCAGCUUCGACAAUAGCUUCGAGGUGCCGGCCCCGUUAACCCUUGGCCGGGGUCAAGCCAUCGCCGCCAACACCGCUGCCCUGAACAUCAACACCCAUGCCAACGGACACCACCAUGCCUCGGAGGACUUGAUGGACGACGACGGCCCUCAUCCGUGGAGUCUCUUCACCGAGAGCCCGAACAGCCUCGACCACAUGUUCUUUGGAGACGACUCGUCCGGCAUGGUCAUCCCGGGCCUCAACGACGACUCGGCCCCCCUCGCCCGCGGUCCCGGCUCCAGCGUCGCCGACCGCACGACCCUGUCGAGCCAGUACGAAUCGUCGUUUUCGCCGCAGCCAAGUGUCAGUGCGAGUGCCAGCGCUAGCCAGAUUGUCGCGCACGUCGGCGCCGCGUUCGAGGAUCUCUCCCCAGUUGCAGCGGCGACAGCAGCACCGUCUCGCUUCCUCCGUCUCACACCGGAAUGCUCACAUAAUCUCCACCACUCCAUCUGA
Molecule: messenger RNA, 858 nt
Organism: Fonsecaea nubica
Lineage: Eukaryota; Fungi; Ascomycota; Eurotiomycetes; Chaetothyriales; Herpotrichiellaceae
Exons: 1
Coding region: 1-858 (285 amino acids)
Source: RefSeq, a predicted model, not a curated record